This is a messenger RNA of Myxocyprinus asiaticus (Chinese sucker), 3604 nucleotides long. RefSeq names its product E3 ubiquitin-protein ligase UHRF2-like. The record is from RefSeq and is a predicted model, not a curated record. Gene Ontology annotation, biological process: negative regulation of gene expression via chromosomal CpG island methylation; protein ubiquitination. The transcript is spliced from 16 exons. Gene Ontology annotation, molecular function: ubiquitin protein ligase activity; protein binding. The coding region runs from base 122 to 2761 and encodes 879 amino acids. NCBI's taxonomy places the organism in Eukaryota, Metazoa, Chordata, Actinopteri, Cypriniformes, Catostomidae.
GUCGCAGACGGGAGCGCGCAUGGAUCCCUGAGCUGGCGCGUGCAUACACUCACACACACGCUCGCGCGCAGUUUUCCGCUCACACUGUUUUUUAACGGCUGUCGAACGGCGCGGAGCAGCGAUGUGGAUCCAGAUCCGGACAAUCGACGGUAAAGAGACGCGGACGGUGGAGGAUCUGUCGCGCCUCACGAAGAUCGAGUCGCUGCGCGUGAAAAUCACAGAGAUCUUCAAUGUGAAGCCCGAGCAGCAGCGGCUCUUCUACAGAGGAAAACAGAUGGAGGAUGGGCAGACGCUCUUCGAUUACAACGUCGGCCUUAACGACAUCGUCCAGCUUCUCAUUCGCUCGCAGACAGACCCGCCAGACAGCCCCGCCCUCAACAACGGUGAGGGUGUGACCUGUAUUGUGACCCCGCCCACCACAGCUUCUGUCCCAAUCUCAGCCACACCCACCACAACAGUAGUUUCCCCAGCAACCAUCUGCGAUAGCAACGGGAAUGGAUCCAAAUCCUGCAGUCCAGUAUCCGACAGUCAGCCCUCCACAUCCGGCCGAACAUUCCUCAUUGAUCCCGGGAUCGGACUGUACAAAAUUAAUGAGUUGGUGGACUGUAGAGACGUCAGUGUUGGCGCGUGGUUCGAGGGCAUCAUUGAAAAAGUCACUCCCGCCAUUAAAGGUCAGAACGGCAAAGCUGGUGCAGCGCCCGCUGCUGGCAGGGUGGGUCGCCCCAGCAAACGGACUAAUGCAAAGCUGAAUUCAGAGGAGAACUCCACCUCUACGGACAGUAACGGCACAUCUGAGAAAACAUUAGACAACAGUGAACCAUCAACAUCAAAAACGGAUUCAACGCACAGCCGCGAGGACGUCACGUACCACAUUAAAUACGAAGAUUACCCUGAGAACGGAGUGGUGGAAAUGAGCCCGUGUGACGUGCGUCCACGGAGCAGAACUCUACUGCGGUUUGAUCAGCUGACGGUGGGUGACGUUGUGAUGGUCAAUUAUAAUCUGGAGCUUCCGGAGGAACGAGGAUUCUGGUACGACGCUGAAAUCACGUCACUGAACACUGUCUCGCGCACCAACAGAGAGGUCCAUGUGAAGAUUCUGCUGGGAGGCCCGGGCGAUGUGAUUGGUGAUUGUAAGCUGUCGUUUACUGAUGAGAUUUAUAGCAUAGAGAAACCCGGAGCGCCGGCGCUGUCUGCCGUUGACGGACCCUUCAAACGUAAGAGCGGUCCCGAGUGUAAACACUGUAAAGCGGAUCCUGAUGUGGAGUGUCGCUUCUGUUCAUGUUGUGUUUGCGGCGGGAAACAGGAUGCUCACAUGCAGUUACUCUGUGACGAGUGUAACAUGGCGUUUCACAUUUACUGCCUCAAUCCGCCGUUGACAGAGAUACCAGACGACGAGGACUGGUAUUGUCCCACCUGUAAGAAUGACAGCAGUGAGGUAGUUAAAGCUGGAGAGAAACUCAAAACCAGCAAGAAGAAAGCAAAGAUGCCGUCAGCCACUACAGAGAGCCAGAGAGACUGGGGGAAGGGUAUGGCGUGUGUGGGCCGCACUAAAGAAUGCACAAUCGUUCCCUCCAAUCACUACGGGCCAGUUCCCGGCGUUCCGGUCGGAACAACAUGGAAGUUUCGUGUUCAGGUGAGUGAGGCGGGCGUCCACAGGCCUCAUGUCGGUGGGAUUCAUGGUCGCAGUAAUGACGGAUCGUACUCGCUCGUGCUCGCCGGAGGAUUUGAAGACGAAGUCGAUCGGGGUGAUGAGUUCACCUACACAGGCAGUGGAGGUCGUGACCUUUCAGGAAACAAGCGAAUCGGAGAGCACUCGUUUGAUCAAACACUAACGCACAUGAACAGGGCUCUUGCGCUGAACUGUGACGCCCCCCUGAACGAUAAAAACGGGGCGGAGUCUCGCAACUGGCGAGCGGGAAAACCAGUGCGAGUGAUUCGCAGCUCAAAGGGCCGACGAAUCAGCAAAUACGCUCCGGAGGAGGGAAACCGCUACGAUGGGAUUUACAAGGUGGUGAAGUACUGGCCGGAGAUUGGGAAGUGUGGAUUCCUAGUGUGGCGUUACCUGCUGCGGCGAGAUGAUCUGGAACCGGCGCCAUGGACGCCUGAGGGAAUCGAACGGAGCAAAAAACUGGGCCUCAAAGUCCAGUAUCCUCCUGGUUAUCUGGAGGCAAUGGCCAAUAAGACUCGUCGAGAGGCGAGUGUCAGAGCGGUGGGCAGGUCUUCGCGGGGCAGGAAGAGAGGUCGACCACGAUCCCGAGCAUCCAAAAAAGUUGAAGAUGAGGAGGAGGAGAAACCUGUGAUGGAAGCGGAUGAAGAUCUGCAGAGUAAUGGCAGUGAAAACAGUCCUGAAGACGACGGCACAAGUGUGUGUGAGGAGCAGGACGAGCCAGAGGUGAAGCGUUUGAAGAAAGUGGAAUCGUUUGUUUUGUCUGAACAGCAGAAGAAUCUGAUACAGGAGGACGAACCAAACAAGAGACUGUGGGAUGAAGCUCUGAGCUUCCUGACGGAGGGACCGAACUUCCUGCGUAAGGUGGAGCAGCUGUUCAUGUGUUUGUGCUGUCAGGAGUUAGCCUACCAGCCAAUCACAACCGAGUGUUCACACAACGUCUGCAAGACGUGUCUUCAGAGGUCGUUUCGAGCUGAAGUGUUCACCUGUCCCGCCUGCCGUCAUGACCUGGGCAAAAAUUACAGCAUGACCCUCAAUAAAACCCUGCAGCUGAUCCUCGAUCAGUUUUUCCCUGGAUACAGUAAAGGACGAUGAGCCUCAUCCAGCACACACACACACACACACACACACACACACACACUCGUGCUUCAUGUAGAUGGGCUCUACCAACAACACCAGCCUGACAACUGUAUUCAAAGACACGUCACAUGACAAACGCACACCAUCAUGACUACAAACUCGACGGAUGCUGUCUGGCUCUGCCGAAGAACGUAACGUUCACAGAGUGAGAAAUGAAGCGAUGGCAGACAUCAUGAUUUGCCUCCAUUUAAUCAGUUCCCUAAAAAUCGGAGUUGAAGGUGAAUCUCACAAAUGUCCAGAUCAUUCUUAAAUCAAAAGAAAGACAUACAAAAUAAAAGCCUGUUUGAGGAUCAUUAGAACUAAGCACAUUUUCACCCCAAAUUGUCAUUACUGUCAUGUGUCUGGAUGUUUUACUUUUGGGUUUGUUUGAUGUUCAUUAUUCUCAGUAGUGAUUCUCAUAAGAAAUGUUUCAUGUUUAUUUAAAUGAACAUACAUUAGAGGUAGUGCAACAAAUACUUCAAUGAUAAGUACUUUUAAAAUGUAUAAUUUUUUGUCAUUUUAACGUUUUUAUAUUUAAUAUGUAUGAAUACAAUUUAACAAAUAUUUAAUUAAUUAUUUUUAUUUUUUGCAUUAUAGUAAUGAGAAUUUGGGUGGAAAUAAUUCAUUUCUUGACAAAAAAUAAAAUAUGUAAAUUCACUUUUUUUUUAUAUAUAUAUAUAUAUAAUUUUUUUUAAAUUAAAACAUAAGUCUUUCUUUUGAUUUUGUGGUGAAAUAUGACGGUGUUUGACUGAUUUUGUGAGAUUUACCCGUGGAGAACAGAUGUCUAAUGCUGAGGUCAAUAAACUUUGGUUUAAAACA